This is a messenger RNA of Lotus japonicus, 1243 nucleotides long. RefSeq names its product psbP domain-containing protein 4, chloroplastic. The transcript has 5 exons. Gene Ontology annotation, cellular component: photosystem II oxygen evolving complex; photosystem II; extrinsic component of membrane. Gene Ontology annotation, molecular function: calcium ion binding. Lineage: Eukaryota; Viridiplantae; Streptophyta; Magnoliopsida; Fabales; Fabaceae. The record is from RefSeq and is a predicted model, not a curated record. The coding region runs from base 135 to 965 and encodes 276 amino acids. Gene Ontology annotation, biological process: photosynthesis.
AAUAUUCGAGCUUCACAAACAAGACAGCACCGAGUCCACAAAAAUCCUAAGCUCAGCAACCUUAGCCUUCAAACCUCAACUUCUUCAUUAAUCUUUCCAUAAUUUUCUGCCAAACUCUUUCUUCCUGUUUUCUCAUGGACAUGGCAACAGCCUUUUCCACGACCAGUGUGCUUUCUUGGAGGAACCCGCAGUGCAUGCAUAACCCUCUUCCUUCACACACACGUUGCCACUCUUCAGUCCAAGAUGGAAUUCUAAGAACUGUAGCUGCUUCAGGCUCAAAAGAGAACUGUUUGGUUGAUGGAAAAACCGAGAAGUGUCCCUCUUUGUUGGUGAACAGAAGAGCAGUUUUGGCUUCUGGGGUUUCUUUGUUGUGUUUCCCAGGUGAGAGUUUGGCUGUGGUGAAACAAGGUCUUCUAGCAGGGAGAAUUCCUGGCCUGUCUGAGCCAGAUGAACAAGGUUGGAGGACAUAUCGCAGGCCAGAUGAGAAGUCAGGGGGACAUGGUGUUGGGUGGAGUCCUAUUAUCCCAUACACCUUCGCAGUGCCUCAAGAAUGGGAAGAGGUACCAGUAUCAAUAGCGGAUCUUGGUGGCACAGAGAUAGAUUUAAGAUUUGCCAGCUCGAAGGAAGGACGCCUCUUUGUCAUUGUUGCACCUGUUCUUAGGUUCUCGGAUAACCUUGGUGAUGAUGUGAAGAUAGAACAAAUCGGAACUCCAGACAAAGUGAUCAGUGCUUUUGGUCCGGAAGUGAUCGGGGAAAAUGUCGAAGGGAAGGUUCUUAGUGCAAGUGUAGCAGAACAUGAAGGAAGAACUUACUACCAAUUUGAAUUAGAGCCUCCUCAUGUUUUGAUUACUACAACUGCAGCUGGCAAUCGCCUAUACUUGUUUGGUAUAACCGGCAGUGGCCUUCAAUGGAAGAGACACUAUAAUGAUUUGAAGAAGAUUGCUGAAUCUUUUAGAGUUGUAUAAUUGGAAUCCUCUGGGAAUAGAGAGAUCCUAUGUAUGCAGCUUGUGCAGUAUAGAAAAGAAGUUGUUUCCCAAAAAAAUUGUGAGGCUGGGAUUUCUCUGAAUUGAGAGAUCAUAUAUGUAAAAGUCUUUGUAACUUCAACGUAAUCAAAUAAUUUUGUCAAAAUUUUAUGCUGGUCAGAGUGGAAGGCAAAUAGUCUGUUUAAAAGUUGACAUAGCUUAGGGGUUGUAGUUCUCCCUUCUCAAGUACCAACCAAAUGCUAUUCUUUCAGGUUUGAUCA